UCGAAGGAACGAUUUUUGUUUUUUAAAGAUCGAAUUUUCAAAGUUGAUAAUUUUGAACAAAGAAAUUUUUCCCGGGGAUACGAUGUUCCGUUUCAACAAUAUCCCGUAAAAAGAAUAAACAUACGAGAUAUUGUUUAACGUAUUAACGGACUAAAACUAAAUUGUUUUCAUGCGAAACGAACGAUUUACACGCGACCUAUCCAAGAUUGCGGUUCUCAUUAGCAAGAUUCAUCCUCGAUGCGUUUUGCGAACGCGAUUAACAGGUUAUUUGUUGCAGCACAAACAGAUCAGUGUGUCAUGGUGCGUACCGCUUUUGUAUAUAAGAGAGGAUCAAGGUAUCAGGGAUCAGCAGACAAAAACUGGACUUCGGUUACGUCCGAGCUCCCCCAUUCGUUCGAAAGCGAAAACAUGGCGAGAAUUGUGUCCGUCCUUUGCAUCGUCUGCUUAGUUUUGACUAUCGUCCUAGCGAAACCGGUUCCUCAGCAAAACAAUAAUGGCGAAGUGCUUGCACCAAAAAAUACUCUGUACUAUCCAUACGCGUUUUGGUUCGUCAGACCAUACUACGACCAAGAUGAUAUCGACGUUGGUAGUUUCCAGUUAGAACGAAGGCCAUCUACCAUAUCGUACGCCAACGUUGGGGCCGGUUGGGGUCGUUAAAUUCGACGCUUCUUCGAUUUAUAACCACCGGUUUCGAUGACACAUAAAUCAGCAUCAUAAAUUUAUAUUUAAUAGCGUUAAGUUAAUUAGUUAUAAUUGAUAACUUAUCAGAUUGUCGACGAGAACGAUGGAACUGACACCGUAAAUUAAUAAUUAAGUUAGUAAACAGGUACAAAAUAGUUUUAUAUAUAUUUUCAUAUUGUUACAGUCGAUAGAUUUAAUCAACGUCAAUUAAACAAUUAAACAAACGAACUUCAGUCGAAGAACCGUCGUAAAUCACGCAUGUUAAAAGAAAAACUUACAAGACAAUUAAAAAGUUAAUGUAUCAACAAAUUAUUAUUGAACAUUUAAACAGAUCUCGAUCCCUUCGAUACAAAGCUUGUCAAUUUGAUGAAUCGAUCGAAGAAAUUAACGUAAGAAUUUAUAUCUAUAGCAAUUGAAGAUGAAAAUAUCCAUAGAUUUAUUCGAUGACAAAGAGAAAAUCCAAUUUUAAUCCUACCGAUGUUAAUUGUCAUCGAUUCUACGCGUAAAUUUUAUUUUAGAAACAUAUUAUUCGUUUCGCAUUGACGAACAAUGAUGUUAAACUGAAACAAUUAUUGUAUUUGUAAUUUAUCAAAGCGAUUUGACAACUUUAAUUUAUUAUUAAACAAAUUAUUAUAUAUAUAUAUUUAAGAACCAUGUGUAUAUUAUUUUGUAAGCUUAUAUAUUUUUGUAUAAAUAAAUUAACCACGGUGUAAUAAGUAA
Messenger RNA from Apis cerana (Asiatic honeybee), 1401 nucleotides. RefSeq lists its product as uncharacterized. The record is from RefSeq and is a predicted model, not a curated record. Lineage: Eukaryota; Metazoa; Arthropoda; Insecta; Hymenoptera; Apidae.